Aspergillus ochraceoroseus IBT 24754 is the source of this 940-nucleotide messenger RNA. Its product is annotated as LUC7 domain-containing protein. Bases 53 to 886 code for a protein of 277 amino acids. The record is from RefSeq and is a predicted model, not a curated record. The transcript has 3 exons. NCBI's taxonomy places the organism in Eukaryota, Fungi, Ascomycota, Eurotiomycetes, Eurotiales, Aspergillaceae. Gene Ontology annotation, cellular component: U1 snRNP; U2-type prespliceosome. Gene Ontology annotation, biological process: mRNA splice site recognition. Gene Ontology annotation, molecular function: mRNA binding.
GCAUCUCCAUUGACCCGUCUUCGAAGUGUUCCUCGAUUAGCAUUCUCAAAUUAUGGCGGCAGAACAACGAAAGCUUCUAGAGCAGCUUAUGGGUGCGGACCAACUCGUAGGUUAUGGCGCACCCUCUCGUAACGCUCAGCUUUCCAUCACAGAUGCCAAGGUUUGCCGGUCAUAUCUUGUGGGAACCUGCCCGCAUGAUCUCUUCACAAAUACCAAGCAAGAUCUUGGUCCUUGCCCGAAGGUGCACAACGAAGGACUGAAGACGGAGUACGAGACUGCCUCCGCUGCAGAGAAAGCAAAAUGGGGAUUCGACUAUGACUACAUGCGUGAUAUGCAGAAAUAUAUUGAUGAUUGUGACCGGAGGAUUGAUGGUGCUCAGCGACGAUUGGAAAAGACCCCGGAUGAAAUCCGCCAAACGAAUAAUCUGCUUAAGCAAAUCUCUGACCUCGCGAAAACUAUCAACACUGGGCUCCUCGAAAUCUCCGUGCUCGGCGAAACUGGAUCCGUCGCACAAGCCCUCAAUGAAUUGCACAAGAUCCGCACAGCGAAACACCAGAAAGAGACCUGCGAGCGUGAGCUCAAGAACCUCCAAGAUACUUCUGGCCCGUCUGGUCACCAGAAGCUACAGGUCUGUGAUGUUUGCGGUGCCUACCUCAGCCGACUCGAUAACGACCGGCGCUUGGCCGACCAUUUCUUCGGAAAGAUGCACAUGGGUUACUCCGACAUGCGAAAGACGUAUAAAAAGCUAAGUGAGGAGCUUAAGGGACGACCUCCACCCGUUCGUCACCACGAUGAUGAGGAUGGGGGCUGGGGUGGACGGUCUGGUGGCGGACGUGGUCCUCGGUAUGGCGGUGGUGGAUAUAAGAAACGGGGCGGCCGCUGGUAAUUAUAAUAGGUGUUUUCCUAUGUUAUUCUUUUUUUUUUUUUUCAUGAGACUUUU